UUGAGAAAACCCUUUCGCAUCCAGCAGCAGAGGUGCUGAAAAAGAACAUAAAAAUCUCAACUUUCUUCUUUUCAGAGAGAGGAGAGAGGAGAGAGAAAUCAAUCAAGAACAAGAACAAGAAACAAGAACGAGAAGCGUAGCGAUGCCGCCACUGCUGGUGGCCGAGGAGGACGACCUCUUCCCGCCGACGCCGGGGAAAUUCAAGACCGACCACCACCACCUCCACCGCCACCACCGCCACCUCCGCCGCUGCUUCGCCUCCACGAGCGCCACCUUCAUGUGGGCCCUCUUCCUCCUCGCCCUCACCGCCUCCUACCUCAGCCUCCAGGGCCUCCUCUCCUCCGGCAACCGCCUCCUCGCCGCCUCCUGGGGCGGCAUCCAGUGGGAGAAGCAGGUCCGCGUCUCCGCCCGGCCCCGCCGCCCCGCCGGCGCCGGCGCCGGCCACUCCGUCCUCGUCACCGGCGCCGCCGGCUUCGUCGGCGCCCACGUCUCCCUCGCCCUCCGGAAGCGCGGCGACGGCGUCGUGGGCCUCGACAACUUCAACCCCUACUACGACCCUUCCCUCAAGCGCUCCCGCGCGUCGCUGCUCCGCGCCCAGAAGGUCUUCGUCGUCGACGGCGACGUCAACGACGCCCGCCUCCUGGCCAAGCUCUUCGACGUCGUGGCCUUCACCCACGUGAUGCACCUCGCCGCCCAGGCCGGCGUCCGCUACGCCCUUGAGAACCCGCAAUCGUACGUCCACUCCAACGUCGCCGGCCUCGUCGCGCUCCUCGAGGCCUCCCGGUCGGCGAACCCCCAGCCGGCCUUCGUCUGGGCCUCCUCCAGCUCCGUCUACGGCCUCAACGACAAGUCGCCCUUCUCCGAGUCGGACCGCACCGACCGGCCGGCCUCCCUCUACGCCGCCACCAAGAAGGCCGGCGAGGAAAUCACCCACGCCUACAACCACAUCUAUGGCCUCUCGAUCACCGGCCUGCGCUUCUUCACCGUGUACGGCCCGUGGGGCCGCCCGGACAUGGCGUACUUCUCCUUCACCCGGAACAUACUCCAGGGCAAGCCCAUCACGAUAUACCGGGGCAAGAACCGGGUCGACCUGGCCCGGGACUUCACGUACAUCGACGACGUCGUGAAGGGCUGCCUGGCGUCGCUGGACACGGCGCGCAAGAGCACCGGGUCCGGCGGCAAGAAGCGCGGCCCCGCCCAGUACCGGGUCUUCAACCUGGGGAACACGUCGCCGGUGACGGUGCCGGAGAUGGUGAGCAUGCUGGAGGGGCAUCUCGGGGUGAGGGCCCGGCGGCGGGAGGUGGAGAUGCCCGGGAACGGCGACGUUCCGUUCACGCACGCCAACAUCAGCUCGGCGCGGCGGGAGCUCGGGUACAAGCCCACGACGGACCUGCGGACCGGGCUGAAGAGGUUCGUGAAGUGGUACUUGUCGUACUACGGCUACAGCAAUCAUGGCAAGUCUGCGCAUUGAACAAUCCUCUCCUCUCCUCUCCUGCGAUUUCCCCCUUUCUUGUUCGGAAGUUCUUAAAAAGUGGGGUUUUUCCCUUUACAAGUGAUAUACAAAGAAAAUUCAGGGAAAUCUUGUUGUUGUUUUCUGUUCUGUAAAUAAAAUUCAGUGCUUCGAUUCUAGGCAGCAAUCCAAUUGCUCAGUGGCUGAAAUUCAAGGGGAAUGAUGUAAUGGUUAUCUUAAAUUUUCAUCAGGAAAUCUCGGGACCCAUUUCGUUUAUUUUGAUGGUUAUUGAAUUUUUUUGACA
Messenger RNA from Eucalyptus grandis, 1754 nucleotides. Its product is annotated as UDP-glucuronate 4-epimerase 1-like. The transcript has a single exon. The record is from RefSeq and is a predicted model, not a curated record. Bases 143 to 1471 code for a protein of 442 amino acids. Lineage: Eukaryota; Viridiplantae; Streptophyta; Magnoliopsida; Myrtales; Myrtaceae.